Cryptotermes secundus is the source of this 2008-nucleotide messenger RNA. Its product is annotated as farnesyl pyrophosphate synthase. The transcript is spliced from 8 exons. Gene Ontology annotation, molecular function: dimethylallyltranstransferase activity; (2E,6E)-farnesyl diphosphate synthase activity. Gene Ontology annotation, cellular component: cytoplasm. Bases 52 to 1320 code for a protein of 422 amino acids. The record is from RefSeq and is a predicted model, not a curated record. Gene Ontology annotation, biological process: trans, trans-farnesyl diphosphate biosynthetic process. Lineage: Eukaryota; Metazoa; Arthropoda; Insecta; Blattodea; Kalotermitidae.
UAUAUUCCGUCAAUUGGUUGUCCAGGGAUCCAGUACGCUGCGAGGAUCAGGAUGAUAGUGACUGGUUGCGUACGGAGAUUGGCGUUCCAAUCGCCGAGUGCUGCGGCAAAUGUUGCAGUUCUCUCGCAUGGCAAAGUCCUGGCCGCAACGGAUGCGUUUCGAGGAAGGAUUUCGGCGUGUCAUCAAACCGAGCACCGCCGUCUCAACAACUCGUUGGCCCGUCAAGUGCCCUGGGUCUCACCAGGCGAAACGGGGUCAGCACCGGACAAGACGGGCCUCCUAGAGUUCAACAAGAUGUUUCCCGACAUCGUGAGGGAUCUCACGCACACCGGCCGGCACCUCGAUGUUCCCAGAGCAACGAAAUGGUUUGCCAAGGUUCUCCAGUACAACAUGACCGGUGGGAAGAAGUAUCGUGGCCUAGCAGUCGUCCAGUCCUACCGGCUCCUAGCAAGGAACCAUGAACCAACCCCUGAGGACAUCCGUCUGGCAAUAAUCAUGGGCUGGUGUCUCGAAAUGCUGCACACGUCACUGUUGAUGACCCAGGAUACGGUGGAGCAGGCUGACACGCGGAGGGGCAAGCCUUGCUGGUAUCUUGCAUCUGACCUGGUGUCGAAUGCCGGUGUUGCCUUGAACGAUGCCUCAUUACUGGAAACUGGCAUUUACCAACUCCUGAAAAUCCAUUUCGAGGACAAACCUUACUACGUCGACGUUCUGGAACUAUUCCAUGACGUAAGCCACAAGGCCAUCAUGGGGCAGGUGAUGGAUACAGAGACACGAGCCGAUCGCUCGUUGCAGCAGUUCACCAUGGAGCGUUACAGGACCAUCACGAAGUACAGAACUGCGUACCACACCUUCCAGAUGCCCGUGUCACUUGCCCUCUACAUGGCCGGCAUCCGAGAUGUGGAAACCCAUCGUCAAGCUAAGACGAUCCUCAUGGAAAUGGGGCAGUUCUACCAAGUGCUGGCUGACUUCCUCAACUGUUACGGCGACCCGGAGCUCACCGGCCGUGUCGGGACAGACAUCGAGAACGGCAAAUGCACGUGGCUGUCCGUGGUAGCAUUGCAGAGAGCUUCAGAUCCUCAGCUACAGGUCCUGCAGGAAUGCUAUGGCUCGAAACAUCCAGAAAAGGUUGCCAAAGUGAAGCAACUAUAUAACAUCCUGGGUCUGCCGUCAACAUACAAGAUAUAUGAAGAUCAGACAUAUGCCUUGCUGUGCACGCAGAUACAACAGAUCACAAGGGGACUGCCCCAUAAGCUGUUCUUUAAAUUUCUUCAGAAAGUGUAUGUAAAGGAUGCCUACAUCAGCAGACCCAUACGCUGAGCCCCAGUGUUGCCUUUCUGACAACUACUGCAGAAGGAAAAACAAUUAUUGCAUGUCUGCUAUGAGAACCUCUAUUUCGAAGCAUGUCAGGUACAUCGCGUUCAUAAUCAUACCACAAAUGUUAUCAUGCUCAUAAUAGUAAUUCUUGCUUGCUUGUGAGUAGUAGUGGUAGUAACAGAGCUCUGACCGAAGGGUACAAUGGCCCAUUUCAUUCGGUAGCUAGAAGAAUGAAGUCCUGUCCUCGUAGAGGAGUGUCGCAGGAGGUUCGUGAGGUGAGAAUUGACGACCGCGAUGUUCCUUCGACUAUUUAAGACGCCAAAUAAUAUAGUAAUUACAAUAAAAGCCGGCAUCCCACCAAGGCUACUCGGGCUCGAUCGCAGGUCAGGUCGUGUGGGGUUUAUUAUGGAAUAAGUGACAUUGAAGCGGGCUUUCUCCAAAUAUUUCGCUUUAACAUUAAAAAAUAUAAAUACUGCACUAAAUAAUAAAUUCACAUUAUAACUGGGCUUACUGUUUACUACGCCAUGUAGGCACAUCGGGGCCCGUUUGUAAUCACGAAUGAGAAAGCAUUUGAAAUAUAUUACCAACUUAUCCCCACGACGUAUUUCUUUAAAGUUAUCAAAAACUUUCAAGUCCCAUGUUAGACUCCAUCAUUUAUUGUAACGAGAACAGAACUCGGGGGUGGGGAACU